AUGAAAUAUAUUAAUGAAAUACUACUAAUAUUGUUUACAAUCUUAAUAAACUAUUCUAUUAAUGGAGCUUAUAUUAAAUGCCAUAAUAACCACAUUCGUAACUAUUGUACCAUAAAAAUGGCUGUAACAGAAAGUUGUUUUCAAAAAUUUCUACAAGUGUUACCUGGAAACAUUAAAAGAACAAUUGUUCAAACAUUAUUCGCAAGAGCACCAUUAAGCAUAAGAUUAAUGUUGGUUAAUAAUUAUGUAGAAAAAAAAGUUAAUCAAUUUACAAUGCGAUCAUUUAUGGAUAAAUAUGUUUGGAACAAAAUCUACAGAAAACAUAUAUAUGUUCAAAUUAAAAAUUCCGGAUCUAUUUGUACUAAAAGAAACAAAUUUUGUUUUGAUUGCCGUGAAUAA
Messenger RNA from Strongyloides ratti, 399 nucleotides. RefSeq lists its product as hypothetical. The coding region runs from base 1 to 399 and encodes 132 amino acids. Lineage: Eukaryota; Metazoa; Nematoda; Chromadorea; Rhabditida; Strongyloididae. The transcript has 2 exons. The record is from RefSeq and is a predicted model, not a curated record.